Galendromus occidentalis (western predatory mite) is the source of this 582-nucleotide messenger RNA. It is a transcript of the gene ND-ASHI, whose product is annotated as NADH:ubiquinone oxidoreductase subunit ASHI. Lineage: Eukaryota; Metazoa; Arthropoda; Arachnida; Mesostigmata; Phytoseiidae. The coding region runs from base 104 to 496 and encodes 130 amino acids. The transcript is spliced from 4 exons. Gene Ontology annotation, cellular component: mitochondrion; respiratory chain complex I. The record is from RefSeq and is a predicted model, not a curated record.
GGUAUUGUCGGCGAGGUCGAAGACCUUCUACGUCGACGAAUUCAAACCUGGACCCUAUCCCGAAACCGAGGCGGAACGUCGCGCUGCCGCCAAGAAGUAUAACAUGGUCUACGAGGAUUAUGAGCCAUAUGACAAGGAUAAAAUCACCGCCGAUGGCGAGCUCCCGUUCGGUGACUAUCCGAAACUGGAAAAAUAUGGUGAAUGGAGUCGAGAUCCUCAAGCGGAUUACGACGUGAAAACUUUCAAAAGGAAUUACGGGGAGCCCAUGCACAUUUUCUACGACCUGUACAUGUCUCCGAGAUACGACAUCAGCUACAAGCCGCAGACACCAUACUGGCUCCAGGGAGUGAUACUCUUCGGGACGUUCUUCUCAUUCGUUGGGGGGUUCGCCCUGUGCGAAUAUUACGAUAUUCGAUUCACAGUCGCAAAGGUUCCUUCGGAGAAACAGUUCCCUUACCAGGGGAAGGUUCACUACACAUUCGAGCCAGCCGAGUAGAGAAAUACCGUGCUAGAUGUCGUGAUAGAUCGCCUCAGUUGAUCAUGUCCCUCAAUAAAUGAAAUCUGCCAUGUUGGACAGCCUUA